Molecule: messenger RNA, 1930 nt
Organism: Triplophysa rosa
Lineage: Eukaryota; Metazoa; Chordata; Actinopteri; Cypriniformes; Nemacheilidae
Gene: slc6a14
Product: solute carrier family 6 member 14
Exons: 14
Coding region: 1-1902 (633 amino acids)
Biological process (GO): sodium ion transmembrane transport
Cellular component (GO): membrane
Molecular function (GO): L-proline transmembrane transporter activity
Source: RefSeq, a predicted model, not a curated record
AUGAGGAAAUGCAACUCAAGUGACAUUACAGACAUACUAUUUAAAAACUCAUCUGCAGGUGACCAGACAAACAAUGAACCUACGAGGAAAGACUCUCAUGUUGGAACAGAAGAUGAAAACACUGACAGAGGGAAUUGGAGCAGUAAAAGAGAAUAUAUGCUGUCUAUGAUUGGUUAUGCAGUAGGUCUUGGCAAUGUGUGGAGAUUUCCCUACUUGGCAUACAAACAUGGAGGAGGGGCUUUCCUCAUUCCCUACACCAUCAUGUUGGCUGUUGCUGGCGUUCCUCUAUUCUUCUUGGAAAGCUCAUUUGGACAGUUUUGCAGCCAAGGUCCCAUCAAUGUCUGGAAAGCUGUGCCUAUACUACAAGGUGUUGGUAUCACAAUGAUGCUGGUCAGCACAUUUGUGUCCAUCUACUAUAAUAUCAUCAUUGCAUACAGCAUCUAUUACCUUUUUGCAUCUUUUCAAUAUCCACUUCCCUGGAGUGGAGCUUCAGGCAUGAGCUGCAACGCAACUGACAUAGGAUGUUGUAAUUCGACUGUUUACCACGUUAGCGUUGUUUCACUGAAUGUGACCGCUGAGAAUCACACAUGCCAGGGUGACUUUGUACCAGGGCAGAGCCCUAGUGAGCAAUAUUGGAAUAAAGUGGCUCUUCAGCGCACAAGCAGUAUGGAUGAGACGGGGCCCAUCGUCUGGCAUCUGGCCCUCUGUCUACUGCUGGCUUGGAUAAUAGUCGGUGCAGCUCUCUUCAAAGGCAUCAAGUCCUCUGGGAAGGUUGUUUAUUUCACAGCUACCUUCCCUUACAUCGUCCUUUUGAUUCUGCUGAUUCGCGGUGCCACACUAGAGGGAGCGAGCAAUGGCAUCGAGUACUACAUCGGUUCCCAGUCCAACCUCACUAAACUGGGCGAGGCUGAGGUUUGGAAGGACGCAGCUACUCAGAUAUUCUUUUCUCUCUCCAUUGCCUGGGGCGGUUUAAUGGCUCUGUCAUCCUACAAUAAAUUUUACAACAACUGCUAUCAAGAUUCCAUUAUAGUGUGUGUUACAAACUGUGGCACCAGCGUGUUUGCUGGCUUUGCAAUCUUCUCCAUCCUCGGACACAUGGCACACGUCUAUAAGAAACCGGUGUCAGAAGUUGCAGAUGCGGGCUUUGCAUUAGCUUUCAUUGCAUACCCUGAUGCUCUCUCUAAGCUGCCUAUAUCACCCCUGUGGUCAAUCCUGUUCUUCUUCAUGCUUAUAACUCUUGGCCUGGACUCUCAGUUUGCAGGAAUAGAGGUUAUCACCACCUGCCUUCAGGAUGCCUAUCCCAACGUUUUGAAGUCCAGACGGGGUCUUGUUACCACAGCAGUCUGCAUUCUUCUCUUUCUGCUCGGCCUGCCGUGUGUCACUGGGGCAGGAAUAUACUGGGUGAAUCUGAUCGACACAUUUUGUGCUGGAUGGAUUUUACUAGUUGCAGGACUGCUGGAAGUCAUAGGUCUAGCCUUUCUAUAUGGAGGUAAUCGUUUCAUCAAGGACAUUGAGAUGAUGAUCGGGACCAAGAACGCCCUCUUCUGGUUAUGGUGGAGAGCUUGCUGGUUUUUUAUAACCCCAGAGGUUCUAAUUAUCAUACUUGGAUGGUCUCUAUAUACUUUUACUCCCCCCACAUAUGGCUCAGUUACAUACCCACAAUGGGGCAUUUCCCUGGGCUGGUGCAUGACUGCAUUUUGCCUACUAUGGAUCCCCAUACUGGCAGUCUGGAGAGUGUACAAAGCUAACGGACACCUCUGGCAGCGUGUCAAAUCAGCCUGCUCGCCCACAGAAGACUGGGGUCCUUACUUGGAGCAUCACAGAAAGGAACAUUAUGGUACGAGAGUCGUGCCUGAUCCAAAUAUAUUUGUAAUCUCAAAUAAGUGUGAUACUAGGUUGUAAUUUUAAUGGAUUUGCAGAACUUUGGUCA